AUGGCGACUAUGAAGGCUUCGGCGCCAAUGGCCGUGUCUCAGGUCCUCGCUGUCUGGCAGAAAGUGCUGAGCCUCUACUUUUCCUUUAUCUUCCGCUUCUCAGAGGUCCAUUGUGAGGUUCCCAGUGGGAAGCUGAUGGACAAAAUUGCGGUGGAGGCAGCUGAGGGUGCGAUUGAGUUGCAGCUGCCGAGAGCUUUUGCGGACUCCUUCAAUAGGAAGUUCAAGGAGACGACAGCAGAGAUGCUGAAGGAGUUGGGAGAAUCCGACUUUACGAGCAUCCUCAUCAACAGCUUCGCAGUGAGGGCCGCACAAUGCAUCGUGACUUUUGCUGCUGGCUGGCAGUGGGGCCUGUCUGCUGGAUUGCUGCAGUUCCUGGUGGCGCCACUUUCCUUCACAGGCUCCUUCAUUCGCUUGCUGACGAAUGUCUCCGAUUGUCUCCUGCACUAUGCUUGCAGCGCAGUGGCUCAUAUCGUCUUGCUGGCACUUGGACUUCCGUUGGCGCAAUGGUCCGGGCUACCCAGCAUCCGCAUCGAUGUCACGUUCCUGCUGGCCUUCCUCUUGGUGGACUUUGUGUUGAACUUGAUGGUGUACACCUUUACUUCCGAGAGUUUCGGACCGCGCCGACUACUCGUCCACAUUGCCUAUGGAACAUUCAACACCAAGACCUAUUUCUUGGUGGUGAUGGGCUGCCUCCGUGGGUACGAGCUGAACUUGGGGCAGCUGGUCAUCGCUUCCAUCCUCACCAUCGCUCUCAAGCAGAAGGGGCUGUACAAGCAGCUUUUGCAGGCGUCCGGUUGGCCCUGCUUCACAGUCUGUUUCUACGUGGAACAUCGGAUCGGGCACCUGCCGGUUGUGUACCAGCAUGCUCACAAAAUGCAUCACUACCUGCACGACUCCACUGCCUUUGAUGCGCACAUCUACGGCAGUGGCCUGAACGAGGAGUUUUUUUGGAUCCUCGCAGAGACGUUGCCCUGUCUCCUGGCGCCCAGUUUCUUCUUCCCGUACUUUCUGAAUAUCGACACGCUGUACUCGUCGUGGACCAACAAGUCUUCACACACUCGCACGGCGGAUGAGAAGGAGUAUGGCUUUUGCGACGAGGCGAACUUCCAUGCCGAUCACCACACCCUGCACCGGGCGAACUUCGGAUCGUCACAGGGCAUUCUGUUGGAUGUCUAUUUCGGCACCGCAGGGGCCAACACGCGGGGCGCGGCAGGCUUGACGUACGAGCGGAAGGAGCAUCCUAGCGACCCGGAGAAGUUCGUCAUCCGAAUCGAGCGCGCAGAAGGCUCCCUCAGGGUUGCGAGCACGGCGGCGGCGCCGGCCGUCACCCAGGACAAUGCGGACGAGCACACUCUCGCCAGCAGUGACCGUGUCGUUUCCGAGGCAGAGCUGGCGUCAAAGACCACAGAGGAGGAGGGAAUCUGGAUUGCCAUCGACGGCGACGUGUUGGACGUCACCGCCUUCCACAAGCGACACCCGGGUGGCAGCGACGUUCUCCUACAGUACGCCGGGGCCGACGCCACGUCCAUCUUCAAGGAAGUGGGCCACUCUCAGAAGGCGAAGGCCAUGGCUUUGAAGCGCCGAAUCGGCCGCCUCAAGGCUGCUGGCGCCGAGACGAGUACGGGAACAGCACGGGAGAGGCAGAGCUCCUUCCGCGAAGCUUGCUAG
Molecule: messenger RNA, 1668 nt
Organism: Symbiodinium sp. CCMP2592
Lineage: Eukaryota; Dinophyceae; Suessiales; Symbiodiniaceae
Source: the annotation of a GenBank genome assembly